Molecule: messenger RNA, 1443 nt
Organism: Penicillium canariense
Lineage: Eukaryota; Fungi; Ascomycota; Eurotiomycetes; Eurotiales; Aspergillaceae
Product: putative cell surface receptor/MFS transporter (FLVCR)
Exons: 4
Coding region: 1-1443 (480 amino acids)
Biological process (GO): transmembrane transport
Cellular component (GO): membrane
Molecular function (GO): transmembrane transporter activity
Source: RefSeq, a predicted model, not a curated record
AUGUCGACUGCCAAGGUUGACAUCGAGGCGCCUGUCACGCGACCUGUCUACAAGGUCUACAAGCGCCGCUUCUGGGGACUGGCCCAAUUGGUGCUGCUGAACGUCGUUGUGAGCUGGGAUUGGCUGACCUUCUCGUCCAUCUCCACCACGGCCGCUGAGUAUUUCGAUGUGUCCGAGAGCGCCAUUAAUUGGCUGAGCACGGGCUAUCUCUUCGCUUUCUGCGUUGCCAGUCCCGUCGUCAUCUGGGUCCUCAACAAAGGCGGACCCAAGCCAGCCAUCGUAAUCACUGCCACAUUGCUGCUCGUGGGGAACUGGCUGCGCUAUGCCGGCACCCGGGCCAACGGUGGUAUCUUCGGGCUCGCCAUGUUCGGCCAGUUCGUCAUCGGUCUGGCUCAGCCCUUCUGCCUGUGCGCGCCCACGCGGUACAGCGAUCUGUGGUUCUCCGACAAAGGACGUACCAGCGCGACGGCACUCGCAAGUCUGGCGAACCCGCUGGGCGCGGCAAUAGGGCAACUGGUGGACUCGAUAUGGGCGACUGAACCGUCUGAUAUCCCAAAUAUGGUUCUGUAUAUCGCCGUGAUCGCGACCGUCGCAUCCAUUCCUUCCUUCUUCAUCCCCGCUGCACCCCCAACGCCCCCAAGCGCCUCGUCAGCAAUCCCCCGCACGCCACUGAUCCCCGCAACGCGACAGCUCUUCGGCACUCUCGAGUUCUGGCUGAUCCUGGCCCCCUUCUCGGUGUAUGUCGGCUUCUUCAACAGCGUCUCCUCGCUGCUGAACCAGAUCCUCAGCCCGUACGGGUUCUCCGAGACAGACGCCGGCAUCGCAGGCGCCAUCCUGAUCGUCGUCGGCCUGGUAUCGGCGGCCGUAAUGUCGCCCAUCACAGACCGGUGGAAGCACUACCUCGGCUCGAUCCGCGUCCUCGUGCCCAUCAUCGUGGCCUCGUAUAUCGGACUGAUAUUCGCGCCGUCCAGCUCCGCCGGCAUUGCGCCCAUGUACGUCGUCAUGGCGCUGAUGGGCGCGUCCUCAUUCGCGCUGCUGCCCAUCGUGCUCGAGUACCUCGUCGAGAUCACGUACCCUUUCUCGCCCGAGGUCGGGAGCACCAUCUGCUGGACGGGUGGGCAGUUGUUGGGCGCGUGUUUCAUUCUUAUUCAGGAUGCGCUCAAGGCGGGCGACAGCGCCAGCCCGCCCUCGAAUAUGCGCAAGGGUCUGAUUUUCGCUUGUGUCCUGACGGUGAUCGUGGCUCCGUUGCCCAUGUCUAUCGGUUGGUUUGGUAGGACUGUCAGGCGCCGUCGGUGGGAUGUUGACCGUGGCGUCGAAUUGGAUGCGCCGGAGACCACCACCCCGCCGCAGGCUACCGGCGAUGCACCAAACGAGAAUAUUUCCCAUGUUGACUCGGGGAGCGUGAAGGACGCAUCCUGCAAGGAAGUCCGAGUCAAUACAUGA